Messenger RNA from Cottoperca gobio, 2291 nucleotides. It is a transcript of the gene lgals8b, whose product is annotated as galectin 8b. The coding region runs from base 397 to 1287 and encodes 296 amino acids. NCBI's taxonomy places the organism in Eukaryota, Metazoa, Chordata, Actinopteri, Perciformes, Bovichtidae. The record is from RefSeq and is a predicted model, not a curated record. The transcript is spliced from 8 exons. Gene Ontology annotation, cellular component: cytoplasm. Gene Ontology annotation, molecular function: carbohydrate binding.
AUAUAAAUGCUAACUAGUUGUUCUACAAUUAAAUUAAUAAUAUUUAUUAUUAUAUUACUAUUUAUUAAAAUAUACAUAUAGUUUCACAUCAUUUGUCAACUUUUUAAAAAUAGCAUAUUUGCCUAAGAGAAGACGGCAUAUUUAAUAAUUAUUUUUCUUCUGGUGAAAUGAAGGUUUAACCACAUCUAACAGUUAACGGAGAGUCAGCGGACCUGAUCACGUGGUAUGAUUUGCGCAUGCGCUCAGUGUUCGGGGCAGAUGGAGAGAAGAUGCCCACUGCCAUCAUUCCCGUGUAGUGCAGGAGAGCUGCUAACCGGUCAUAUUUACCGCAGACACCACAGACAGACUGUUGUCUUUCAGCACAGCUGCAUGUUGUAGUCUGACACAAGAAGCUCGAUGUCUGUGGCAAAUGCGAAACACACUGUCCUGAAUCCGGUGAUCCCAUACACAGGGCCCAUACCUGGAGGCCUGCACCCUGGGGAGAUCAUCAUCAUCCAGGGCACUGUGCCCCCAGAUGCUGACCGGUUUCAGUUCGACCUGUCGAGCGGCUGCAGCACCAAGCCGCGCUCUGACGUCGCCCUCCACUUCAGCCCUCGCUUUAAAGACUCGCCCCGUGUGGUGUGUAACUCCCUGCUGCAGGAGAGCUGGGGUAAAGAGGAAACACUCCAUCAGCUGCCCUACAAACGCGGAGCCCCCUUCGAGACCAUCAUCCUGGUGCAUGAAGACGUCUUCAAGGUGGCAGUAAACGGCACUCACCUGCUGGAAUACAAGCACAAAAUCCCACUAAACAGGGUCGAUACAUUUUCUAUUUCUGGGAAUGUCAGGGUGCACGCUAUUGGCUACAUCCCAAACUCCGCAAUAUAUUCAGAAUCAGGUGACUUGAGCCUCCCUUACAAAGGCAGUAUACUGAAAGGACUGAGCCCCGGGCAGCACAUCACAAUCAAAGGACAGGUCAGCAUGUACCCUCACAGUUUUACAGUGAACUUCCGCAACAGCAGGACAGAGAACAUCGCUCUCCAAUUGAACCCUCGCAUGAAGUCGAGUGCGUUCGUCAGGAACUCGUACCUGAGCGAGUCGUGGGGGCAGGAGGAGCGGGAGCUGCCCUUCUUUCCCUUCUCGUCAGGGGAAUACUUUGAGAUUCUCAUCCUCUGUCAGCCUCAUCAGUUCAAGCUGGCAGUGAAUGGAUCACACUUGUUUGAGUUCAGACAUCGGGUGCAGGACCUGAGAAGCAUUGACCAGUUGGAGAUCAUGGGGGACCUGGAGCUCAAUGAUGUGAAACUGUGGUGACUGACUCGGGACUCUAGACUUACACUGAAGCCAGCGUUACAGACACUGUUGUGUUCUGGUUAACGAUGCUAAAUUAGCUUAGACGCAAUGACCCAGACAAUGGAUGCUGAAAACUGCAAACCCUGUGCCGACUUCAGGUCGGGUUAGUCUUGCAGCAACCGCGGGUCACUGAUUUUAAGCUAGUCUAGCAUUUCUGGUGACCAAGGACCAUGGACAGGCCCUACCAUGGAGUAUUCAUGGUCCAUGUUUCCAACCCUGGCUUGACGACUGAUGCAUGAGUUAGCUGUGCCGGAGCGUCAGCCCGUGAGCCACCAUGACUGUUUACAGCUACAAGUUAGGUUUGCCUUGAUUUCUUAUACCGUCUCUAGUGCAUCUCUGCUGUGAUACGCCUUUUAGCGCACUGUACAAAACAGGAAAUGUGUGUAAAUGUUCAUAAGCACUUGGCUUUGUUUAAAUGCCAAGACAGGAGCAAGGCCCAAUAAAGACUCAUUUAUUGUACAGCCAAUAAAAAAAAUCAUCAUUGCUAAAUAAUGAAUGUGUUCAAAAUCAUUUUCAUCCGCAAUUCUGUAUUUUAAUUUAACAGGACGUGCCUACUUAGGGUAUGCGCACUUUUCAGUUUGCUAUAAAAGGUCGUAAUCCUCAGGAUUCACAGAUAACACAGCGUCCCAUGCUCUUGACAUUAAAAUCAAUUUAACAUGUAAAUGGUGCAGCAGAACUCAAGCACAGUGCAGUACAGGGUCCGUUUAAAAUGUAACCAUUUCAAUAACCUAACAAAUGACAUGUUGCAAUCUUUAUGCAAGCUGUAGAAUAUAGUGGAAUCUGUGUCCAUCAUGUCACUGCUCUCACUCAGUGCUGCAAUGAGCAAUGCUCAAAUGAUAUAAAAAAAUUAAUCUGGGAUAUUUUUCCAAUGUCAAUGGUUUUCUUUGCAUUGUCUGUAAUUGUUGUAAAAUAUGGAUGAAAAAUCCCCCUAUGUAUCAUAAAUGAUUUAUUAACAAAUAAAUGUG